AUGACUGUGGAUUCCCGGUUUCCGCGCCUCCCUGCGUGCCACGCCUGCUACACGAAAAAGGCCAAGUGCGAUAACAAUCGACCGAAAUGUGCGCCUUGCGUGCGCAGCGGAGCAGAAUGCAUUACGCUUGGUCUUGAUGGCCACCAGCCGGUAUCUCGAGGGUACAUCGCCGAACUCGAGCAGAAAGUACGGUCGCUCCAGAGCAACCUACAGAAUGCCAUCGACGAACUGCCUGGGGACGGGGCUGGAGAUGGUGACAGCAGGAAGCGGAGGAACAGUACGCGCUCGACAUACAGCUCGCCCAACUUCACCGAAGGGGCGGGACUGAGUUUUAUGCGACCGCUGUUUUCUGAUCCUGGCUGGAGAGCGCAUAAUCCAACGAUACUGCAGAAUCUGUCGCGGUCUGCGCGCCUGGCUGAGGCCGCAGUCACCCCGAAUGGCCUGCCCUCUGCAGAGGAUGCGCGGGUUAUAUUCGACACGUAUAUUAAUGGGGGCCAUGUGCUGAAUCCGUUCUUGCUCCGUCGAGAGAUCGAGGACGUCUACCAGCGCGUCUUUCUCUCUGGCAAAGAGGCAUCACAGUCCGCAUCGCACGAUCUCUUUCGUGCCUUCAUGCUGCUCGCCACUGGAUCUAUACAGUCCUAUCGUCGGGGCUCUCACCAGUGGCAUCCGUACGGGUACUUCCUGUCAGCCAUGCAGCACUUCAAGUCCGACUUCCUGUCGCGCGGCAUCCAGUCGAUCCAGGACCUGCUGCUGGUCGGUCGGUUUGGUAUCUAUCACCACAUUGGCACGUCCAUCUGGGAGCUGACCCAGCUGUGCAUUCGUCUCUGCAUCGAACAAGGCCUGCACAAGCCACCCACGACCCGCAAAGGCCUGCUCCAGGAGCAGCUGGAGCGCAGGGUGUUCUGGGAAUGUUAUGUGAUUGACCGAUACAGUUCCAUUACUCUCGAUCGGCCGUUGGCUAUCGCAGAUCGAGAUAUACGCGUCUUGUUGCCUGUUGAUGCCAACGACGAGGAACUGGAGGCCGCGGAGGGGACGAUCUCCGACCUCGACCUCUUCCAGGUCUCUCCCCAGGUCCGGUCAGGGCAUUCCGAAUUGACAGUGUUCUUUACCUCUGUGCGUCAUCGCCAGAUCACAUCCAAGAUUCACGGUCUGUUCCAGUCCAAAGGCCCGUCAGGCGGUGCUCCAUCUGUCACAGCCACCGGACGCAUAUACGCAAACCUGUACCAGCUGCUGGACGAGCUGGACACCUGGCGACGAUCGAAUCCUGUCUUCGAAAAUCCCCGCUGUCUGUACGAAACGCAGGAUUGGUUCGACCUGCGAUGGAUGCGCGAGCGACUGAUUCUGGUGCGGAAGGCUAUGGACUUGGUUCCGAAGCGUGGCAAUAUUCCUCCUCGCGACCUUCUUUCGCUCUGCCUGCAAAACGCGACCAAGGUCAUUACUAUAUACUGUCGUCUCUAUGGAACCCAGCAAAUGACCUACACGCGAAGCUAUUUCCAGACUCUCUUUACCGCCGGGCUCUCUGUUUUGUUCUACCUGUCUGUGACACCCGAUCCAGAUCCCGGCACAGUCGAACAAGCAAUGGACGCCCUUGCACAGUGUGAGCAAGGGUUGAAAGAGCUGGGAGACGAUCUACCAGAUGCAUCUCAGUAUGUCGCUGUCUACGAGGCGUUGUACCGGCAUAUAUCGCACAAACUCCGGCAGAACGGGCGAUGGAGUGGCCUGACAUCUGCCAAUGUGCAUUCAUAUGCCCUCCACUCCAAUCAUAACCCAGUAGAGGAUGGCAUGUCUCAUACGCAGCUCCCUUCCGGCGUGCUCGGAGACUGGCCGCUGCCGACUCCCAACAGCCUUCCUGCAGGCACGGACGACUCGAUUGGCAGCCAACCACCCAUGCCAGAGGAGUUACUGUCCUUUGGCACGCUCUUCUGGGACGACACUGUAUGGAAUAUGGAGGCUGGGCUUGGGGAGUACGCAUACGGAAAUCCACACGGCAUUCCAGUCUGGGACGAUGGGACGUUCCCAUUAUAA
Aspergillus puulaauensis is the source of this 2025-nucleotide messenger RNA. Its product is annotated as Zn(II)2Cys6 transcription factor. Gene Ontology annotation, biological process: positive regulation of transcription by RNA polymerase II; DNA-templated transcription. The transcript has 5 exons. The coding region runs from base 1 to 2025 and encodes 674 amino acids. NCBI's taxonomy places the organism in Eukaryota, Fungi, Ascomycota, Eurotiomycetes, Eurotiales, Aspergillaceae. Gene Ontology annotation, molecular function: DNA-binding transcription factor activity, RNA polymerase II-specific; zinc ion binding; sequence-specific DNA binding. The record is from RefSeq and is a predicted model, not a curated record.